Molecule: messenger RNA, 784 nt
Organism: Antechinus flavipes (yellow-footed antechinus)
Lineage: Eukaryota; Metazoa; Chordata; Mammalia; Dasyuromorphia; Dasyuridae
Gene: CLEC17A
Product: C-type lectin domain containing 17A
Exons: 8
Coding region: 68-784 (238 amino acids)
Source: RefSeq, a predicted model, not a curated record
GUCUGAACCACUCAAGAACUGAGCAGCAGAGGUAUCCCGGCUCCUCUCUUUCCUGGCUAUAGACAGGAUGUCUUUCCCUAGAGUAAUUGAGAACACAGAAGGGGAUGAUUAUGAGAACAUGGCUCCAACUGAAGAAGACCUUCCUCCUGAGCCAGGGACCAGGAAGUUUUCACGUCCAGGUAGCAGACUGGGAUGGCUAAGAGGUUCAAUAGUUCCCCCAAGACCUCCCCGAGCAGGGAAGAAAAUAAUGAAACCAGCACUUCCCAACAAGUCCCCACAAGCAGCAGGCUUGGGUCCUGCUGUUGUGAACUGUCCCACUCUUCCCCAGAUGGGCUUGCACCUGAAUUCCCCUGCCUAUCGACUAUCCCAAAUGGCUGCUCCUAAUCCCCAGCACGUGCAGGAGUUUCAGCCCAGGCAGGUACCCCAGCUCAUCCAGAUGCCCCAGCCCAGCCAAGUGAUCCAAUCCAAUCAAGGGUUCCAGUUCACUCAGGAACCUCAGCUCAGCCAAGGAUUCCAACUCACCCAGAUGCUUGAGUCCAGCCAGAAAAGAAAGAUCCUCCAGUUCAGUCGGAAGGAGAAAAUGAUAGUGUGUCUUUGUAUACUGGUGGGGAUAUCAUUGCUUCUGGGAGUGACAAGCCUUGCUGUGACCUUGAUGAAGUUGACUGGACCAAGGGAUCUGGCUGGACUAAGGAAGUACAUUGAUCAAAUCCAAGAUGACACCAACCGAACCAUAACUGAACUUCGAGAUAUAAUUGGUGAGAAAAGAUUGCUGAGACCAACUUAA